Molecule: messenger RNA, 534 nt
Organism: Leptosia nina
Lineage: Eukaryota; Metazoa; Arthropoda; Insecta; Lepidoptera; Pieridae
Source: the annotation of a GenBank genome assembly
AUGAAAGUAAAUUCCAAAACAGACGAUUUGACCUACAUAUUAAACUUGUGUGUCCCAAUGGCGGUGCAAAGCGUCAACCGUCUCCUUAUUCUUACUGGAAUCAUGGGUAUUCUCAUAUCCACGUACACUCUCUAUGUGGAAAUGGCAGCGGAAAGCCGACCUGGAUACAAGGCUUUCUGUGACUUUGCAGAGCACGCGAGCUGUUCAAGGGUCCUAACAUCUGAGUAUUCAAAAGGAUUCGGUUUUUUGCCGGAGACCUCCACAUUUCAACUACCGAAUUGCAUUUACGGCGUUCUCUUCUAUUGUAUCAUAAUUUUUUUGAGUACUUAUGACAACGUGCUAGUCCUGCGGUUUCAACUGUUGUUGGAAGCCUCAUCUCUUGUCACCUGCAUUUAUUUAGCAUACCUCCUAAUCUUCGUACUUCACGACUUCUGUAUCGUCUGUGUUUCUACUUAUGUCGUAAAUUCUUGCCUUGGAUAUCUGUCGUUGAAAAAGCACGCAAUCCUUAUGAAGACGAAGUCUAAGGAUCAGUAG